AUGGAUUCAACACCAAUAUCUUCUACGAUUGACCAAAAUCAAAAUGAAAUCAAUAGUUGUACCACAAUUGAUAUGCUCAAAGAUUGUUCAUCAUCAAAUAAUAAACUUAUUAAAACAUCAGAUAAACAUGCAAAAUUGCUAUUAGAAAACUUAAAUUUACUACGACAACAAAAGCAAUUGUGUGAUGUUAUUUUAAUUAUCGGACAAAAUCAAAUCUAUGCUCAUCGAGCCAUUCUUUCAGCAUGUAGUCCUUAUUUUAAAGCGAUGUUUCCUGGUGAUUUAAUUCAAAGUCAACAGAUGGAAAUAACUAUUCAUGAUAUUGAUUAUUGUGCAAUGGAUUUAUUGAUCAAUUAUUGUUAUACAUCGAGAAUCAUUGUUGAUGAACAAAAUGUACAAAUCUUAUUACCAGCAGCUUCCAUUCUUCGAAUUGAUGAAGUUCAACUGACAUGUUGUGAAUUUCUACAUAAACGAUUGAAUCCAAAUAAUUGUCUGAGUAUUCGUGCAUUUGCUGAAAAAAACGCUUGCCAAGAAUUAUUAAAUCUUGCUGAUCGUUAUACGCAACAACAUUUUCUUAACGUCAAAGAAAGUGAAGAGUUCUUAUUCUUACCAGUGAAUCAGUUGAUUGAUAUACUAUCAAAUGAUGAAUUGAAUAUUGCUUCGGAAGAAGAUGUUUUUCUUUGUGUGAUGAAAUGGGUCUCAUAUAACGUGGAGCAAAGAAAAGAGUAUUUAUCUAAGAUCUUUGAGCACAUUCGAUUUCCAUUGAUGUCGGCGCGAUUUCUUGUGAAUCGCGUUAGUUCAGAUCCAUUGAUAAAAGCUGAUCAAAGGUGUCGUGAUUUGGUUGAUGAAGCAAAAGAUUAUUUACUAUUACCACACGACCGAUUGAAUAUGCAAGGACCUCGAACUAAACGACGAAAACCAGUAAAAUCAUGUGAAGUUCUAUUUGCUGUUGGUGGUUGGUGUUCUGGUGAUGCAAUAGCCAGUGUCGAAAUGUUUGAUUCGGAAACAAAUCAAUGGAAAUCUGUUGCAUCGAUGUCGAAACGAAGAUGUGGAGUUGGAGUUGGUGUUCUUAAUAAUCUUCUUUAUGCUGUUGGUGGACACGAUGGUGUUAGUUAUUUGAACAGUGUUGAAAGAUUCGAUCCUCAAACGAAUCAAUGGAGUAAUGAUAUAGCACCGACGAGUUCAUGUCGAACAAGUGUUGGCGUUGCUGUUCUUGACGAUUACGUAUUCGCUGUUGGUGGCCAAGAUGGAAUUUCUUGUUUGAAUCUUGUAGAAAAAUAUGAUCCAACUAUGCAACGAUGGACUCGUGUAGCAUCAAUGAGUACGAAACGAUUAGGCGUUGCUGUAGCUGUUCUUGAUGGUUAUCUUUAUGCGAUUGGCGGAUCGGAUGGACAAUCACCUCUCAACACUGUUGAAAGAUAUGAUUCGAAAACGAAUAAAUGGAUAUCAGUAGCGCCAAUGUUAACACGUCGAAAACACCUUGGAUGUGCUGUUUAUAAUGGAUUCAUUUACGCAGUUGGUGGUCGAGAUGAUACAACAGAAUUAUCGACAGCUGAAAAAUAUAAUCCGAAAACAAACCAAUGGACAUAUAUUAUUUCAAUGAACUCAAGGCGCAGUGGAGUUGGAUUGGCUGUAGUGAAUAAUAAUUUAAUGGCAAUUGGUGGAUUUGAUGGAACAUCAUAUCUAAAAAGUGUUGAAUUGUACGAUCACGAGAGUAAUUGCUGGAAAAUGCAAGGAGGAAUGUCUUAUCGUCGAUUAGGUGGUGGUGUUGGUGUUCUUAAAGUUCAACAAUAUGACUUGAUAUUUUCUGACACAAUAAAUCCGAAUUCUUCUCUAGAUGACGUCAAAAAUCACUCACUUUCACAACUUGUCGACCUCUGA
This is a messenger RNA of Adineta ricciae, 1878 nucleotides long. The record is from the annotation of a GenBank genome assembly. NCBI's taxonomy places the organism in Eukaryota, Metazoa, Rotifera, Eurotatoria, Adinetida, Adinetidae.